Oikopleura dioica is the source of this 915-nucleotide messenger RNA. The record is from the annotation of a GenBank genome assembly. Lineage: Eukaryota; Metazoa; Chordata; Appendicularia; Copelata; Oikopleuridae.
AUGCAGAGAGUUUUAUCGAUUCAAAGUCACGUCGUCAGGGGAAAGUGUGGAAAUGCCUCAGCUGCGUUUCCUCUCGAGCUCCUCGGGCUGGAGGUGGACAGAUUAAACACUGUCCAAUUCAGCAACCACACUGGCUACGGCUCGUGGACUGGUAAAAUGCUCGAAACUGCAGAAGUAGCGUCACUUCUGGAUGGAUUGCGAAGCAAAGGCUGGAUUCAGAAAUACGAUGUGAUUUUGUCUGGAUACAUGCGCGACAAGGGCAUUUGCCAAGUUAUUUCUGAUCUUGUUGAUGAAGCGGGAGCGACGUGGGUUUGUGAUCCGGUCCUUGGAGAUUACCCCAGAGGUCUUUACGUACCAGAAGAGCUUGUUGCUGUGCACAGAGAUAUUUCGUGCAAGAAAGCUACGGUUUUGACACCUAAUCAAUUCGAAGCAGAAUGUCUUACAGGAAUCAAAAUCACGGAUGAAAAAAGUGCCUGGGAAUGUAUCGAAGCCCUGCACAACCUUGGACCUCAGAAAAUAUGCAUAACUUCGACUCUUAUGACCGAAGAAGAUGGAAAAUUUAUGAUUGGCCUUGUGUCUGAUAAUGAGACUAGUAUACGAGGAAAGAUUCGUAUGCCAGUAUUGACUGAUAGAAGAUGUAUUACGAAAGAUAACCAAAAUGGAUUUGUGCACUUUACUGGAACUGGAGAUAUGUUUGCUGCUUGUUUAUGUGCGCAUUCCGCUUCACUUCCAUUUCAUCAAGCUGUAGGAUGCGCGAUUUAUGCAGUCAAAGCCACUCUAGAGGCGACUUUAGAAAGAUGUGAAGGGCUAAACGACUUAUCUAAAGCCGAUUUGGAGCUGAAUCAGAUCGGCGCGCGGCAUAAAAUUAUGAAUUCUGGCAGUUAUGACUGGACUGAGUUCGUCAAAUUAAUAUAG